Messenger RNA from Dracunculus medinensis (Guinea worm), 4554 nucleotides. Lineage: Eukaryota; Metazoa; Nematoda; Chromadorea; Rhabditida; Dracunculidae. The record is from the annotation of a GenBank genome assembly.
AUGGAAACCGAUUUCGAAGAAGGGUUGAAAUUGAUCAAAUUGAUUGAAGUGUUGUCUGGUAAACGAAUUGGACGCUAUAGUAAGCGAGUAGCAUUUCGUUCGCAAAAGCUUGAAAAUGUCUCACUCGCUCUCAAAUUUUUGGAAGAAGAAGAAAAAAUCAAAAUUGUUAACGUCGAUAGUUCUGCGAUCGUGGAUAGAAAUUUGAAAUUGAUUCUGGGUUUGGUAUGGAAAUUAAUCUUACAUUAUUCAAUUUCGAAGCAAAUUUGGGAUGAGCGAAUAAGUGGCGAAGAAGAAGUUGAACGAACUCCGAAACAAAAGCUUAUGGCUUGGAUUAAGAGGAAAUUACCACUUGGAUUACCCUUGAACAAUUUCACAUCAGACUGGAACGAUGGUGUUUUGCUCGGUGCAUUAGUCAGCGCUUGUGCUCCUGAUCUCGAACUUGACUGGCAGACUUGGAUUCCAACUGAAGCUCUUCAAUCUACGCGAAAUGCUAUGCAAUUAGCCAAUGAUUAUCUUAAUAUUACACCGCUUUUAACUCCUGAAGAAUUGAUUAGUCCAGCUGUUGACGAAAAAAGUGUAAUGACUUAUUUAUCUCAGUUCCCUCAAGCCAGAUAUCGAGCACCUCUAGGUCGCGUAGUCCUGUUCGAUGCAUCACCAGUCGUGGGACGAUCAACGAAAAUUUCGGUCGAGACUGUAGACUCUUCAGUUGUUCCCGACAUUUCAAUAAUUGGGCCGUCUCAUGCUCCAGUUGUUUAUAACGUGAAUAAACCUACUUUAACCACUCAUGAUAUAACCUAUCAUCCAGAAGAAGCUGGCGAUUAUAACAUACGGAUUUCCUUACGUGAAUUAUCUUCUGGCAAUUCUUUCUAUUUGAAUGCGAUGAAAGCGCAGGCUAGCGAGGGUGCUCGCAUAGUAUACAAUAAUCAUGUUCAUAUUGGGGAAAAGGUGGAGAUUGAAGUUGACAAUACCAAUCACAAUGCCAUCGAGAUAAUGGUGGAAGAUCCUAGAGGUCAAGAAAUCAUUCUGCCCAUUGUUCUAAUGGGUUCAACUCAUCGGACGGAAUUUGUUCCACGGCGUGUCGGUGUCCAUCAUAUAAAUGUUUUUCAAAAUAAACAUCAUAUUGCUGGUAGCCCAUUUCAGUUGGAUGUCGAAUCACUAGCGUUAUUCAAUGUGUGGGGCCGAGGUUUAAUGGAGGAAGGUAUUCGAGUGGGUGAUGAGGUAAUUAUUCACGCGGAUGCGACUGAGAGUGGCAAACUUCCCCUUUCUGUUCGCGUUUUUCCGCCAUCUAAUUGUUCAUUGCCUGUGAGCCACUCAGUCGAUGAAACGAAAUUGCACCAUCAGUUUCGAUAUGUACCAACAGUGGAAGGCAUUUACAUGGUAGAAGUGAAAUAUGCUGAUGAACAUAUUGGAAUGAGCCCUUACAAAGUGUCAGUUGGUGGUUCUUCAAAAUCAUCUGCAUAUGCUUUCGGGCCAGGCUUAGAAGGAGGAAUCGCUACACUGCCGGCAGUCUUUUUCGUUCAGACUAACGGUGAAACGGAUCAGCUAAGUUUCUCCAUUGAAGGGCCUGCAAAGACGGAAGUUAUAACUAAAGAUAACGGUGACGGUUCGGCAAUUCUUCAAUAUAUUCCUGAAGUAGAAGGGAUUUACUCUCUUAAUAUUUUAACACACGGCCAGCAUAUAAAAGGUUCACCCUUUAUUGUUAUGAUCGAUUCAGUAGAAUCCAAAAAUUUACCGUUUCUACAAACGGCAUAUCUUGACGGCAUUCAUCCUUCGACGUCUUUGGCAAAAGGGAGGCCAGUACAUUUCACAGUUAAUACUCGUAAAAAUGAAGAUGUUGGUUUGGAACCGGUCGUAAAAGUAUUAGAUAGUUGUUAUAACUUUGUGCCUGUCGAUGUUUCGAAACUCGAGCCAGGAAUUUAUUCAUAUAAGUUUACUCCAGAGACAUCUGGUCGGCAUUAUAUUAGUGCAGCUGUAGGAAAUAUCGCCGUUGAAAAUACUCCUUUCAUGGUAAGAGUAUUGGAUACAGAAAAAAUUCAUGUUUUUGGGCCAGGAAUAGGGCCUGAUGUCAGGUGUCAACAACCAACGCAUUUCUUCAUUGAUGCCAAAGGAGCUGGGCCUGGUGAAAUAGAAGUGUCAUUAUGUGAUCGAGAAGGGCCUGCUGUUAAUCUUGAUGUCUUGGAUAAUGAUGAUGGCUCAUUUACCGUAAAAUAUACUGCUCCGCGACCCGGCUCAUAUCAGCUAAAUAUAAUAUUUGCUGGUGUGGAAAUUCCAAAGAUCGAAAUUAAUGUUAAACCUCAAAUUGAUGUCUCGGGGAUUCGAGUUGAAGGUCUUGAAAAUGCAGUGGUGACGGUGAACUGUGAAAAAGAGGUUCAUGUUUUUACAGUCGAUGGUGAAAAUACACGCGUAGUAAUUCGAAGUCCAUCUGGGCGUGUUGUUGAAGCGCUGAUCGAACCAACUUUUACUGGAUUUCGCGUGCGUUUUACACCAUCCGAAAUUGGCGAUUAUACGAUUGAUGUUACCUAUCAAGACAUUCCGAUUGAAGCAUCACCAUUCCAUUUACAUUCUUUACCAUUCUUAAAUGAUGCAUUAACAAAUGAUGACGUUAUUGCUGAAACUGAAUAUGUUGUAAAUGCGUCGGGGCCUGCACAAGCAAAUCUUGUUGUCGUAUCUGGACCUGGUCUUGGCCCUGUCACCGUAUCAAAACGGACGCACAUUUUGAUUGAUGCUACUCGAGCAGGCUUUGGUAAUAUCGAUCUUUUUGUAGAUGGUCCAUCCAAAACGCCCAUUCAGUGUAUCGAUAAUCACGAUGGUACUUGCUCGAUGUUCUAUGUUCCGCUUAUUCCUGGUGUAUAUUAUUUGAGAGUUUUGUUCGAUGAUUGCCAUGUACCUGGAAGUCCUUUUGAGAUUCUCGCUGAGUCAGCUCCCACUACUUCGAUCUCAUCCACUCCAUCUUCUUCAUCAACUUGCAGUGCGCUUCAGUCUUUAUGCAUUUGUGCGUUAUCUAUACAUUGUCUUUUUUUUGUAUUUAUUUGCGGGAAUUAUGGAUAUGAGCACUUCGUUGGUGGUUUUUUUUUUCAUUUUCGCUAUUAUAUUUUUGAAUUGAAAAAUUACCAAUGUUGUGAACUUCAAAAAGUUGUAGAAAAUGUGCUUAUUGGUCAUCGAAAAGACAUUGCUAUAGACAUUGGUGAACUUGUCGCUGAACAAGAUGGACUGGAAGUGAUCAUAGAUGAUGGAAGUCGUCACAAUUAUUUGCUAAAACUUACCUUGGGUCGCCCCAAUAUUUACACUGGUACAUGGAUCGCACAAAAACCUGGUAAAACAAAGUUUUCAAUAUUUUUCGAUGGUAACUUAGUUAGAGAAAAUCAAAUAGUCAUACAUCGAGGGCAUGAUGCCAGUAAGUGCCGUAUUUAUGGCGAUGGUCUUGAGCGAGCAUUUGUUCAUGAAACUGCCGAGUUUUAUAUUGAUACUCAGGAUGCUGGUGAAGGAACGAUAGCAAUGGCGAUUAAAGGGCCUUCUGAAUCAAAAACAUCGAUUACUGAUCAUUCAAAUGGUUCUUGUAAAGUUGAAUAUAUCCCUCUUACACCUGGACUUUAUGAAAUCCAUAUCGCCUUUGGUGGUGAAAAAAAAGAUCCAAUACCAGGUUCACCUUUCAUCGCUGUAGCCGACUAUCGUUUUGAUCCUUCAAAAAUUACUAUUAGUGAGUUGAAUGAGCGUAUAAAAGUGGAUACUCCAACAAGUUUUAUUGUGGAUGCAUCGAAAACAUCAGCUAAACCAUUGGAUGCUUGUUUGAAAGUUGGGCACCAGCAACCAAUUGUUGAAGAAAUUGAACCACGCAUCUAUCGAAUUACAUUUAUUCCAAGCGGAAAAGUUGGGGAUGAGCUCAAUCUGGAUUUGUUAUACGAUGGUCAGCUUCUUCACAAUAGGCCAGUGCGUUUGAAAUUCGUUCUUGUACCCAAAUUUGAUCCUAAUCAAAUAGUUCUGCUUGAUAGUUUAGGCGGUCCUCUACCAUCCAGCUUCGAUUCUUCUUUGCCGACUCAACUUACAGUUGAUUUAAGAAAUAUUGGGAAGCUUGAGAAAUUAAAAGUCGUUCCCGAAGUUAAGGGUCCUGAUGGAAAAUUGCGUAAUUCAUUUUUAUAUGAAACUGAUAAAAGAGGAAUUUAUUUUCUUGAAUAUCUACCAGAUGUUGCUGGAUCUUACAUCAUCACUGUUUUUGUUAAUGGUCAUAUCUCUAAAUCAUUUUAUCUUCAUGCGAAAGUCACUGGUGAUGCUGAAAAAUGCAUCGUUAAAGAUUUGCCUAAACAACAAUACUGGGAAAUAAAUCAGACAAAAAAGUUCCUAAUUGAUACUUCCAAAGCUGGUCGUGGGGCUUUAAACUUUUUGUCGAAAAAAGGCGAAGUCGUGAUCACUACAAAAAGUGAGAAUAAUGAAACGGUUGUAACAAUUACACCUACGACAUUGGGCCAUCAUGAAGUUGAUACUUUUUUUGGUGGAAAACAAAUAUCAUCUGGAACAAUGAUUUUCGAAGUAUUAGAUUUUAUUUGUAAUUUUAUAUAA